AGCUAUUCGAUAAAAAUUGAGCUAUCGAAUUUGUUGUUCGUCCUUCAACGGUUGUUUAAAACAUGAAUUUUAAUUUUUGGCCCGUUGCUCCAGCGCAUUAAACAUAAUGGACAGGCUGCUGCCACAGAAUCCAAGUCCUGUCAGCACAUAUUGCUCCGAUCUGGAACUCAAGGGGCUUGGGGCCACGCAAAUCCUGCGCAGGUCGCAGCGCCUGAUCGACAAGGAACACCAGGAACUGACCAAGGCUUUAACCCCACAAUGUCGUUCUCCGCAAUUGUUUGGAGAAUCCGAGGAUGUCUACAGCCAGCUACUCUGCCAGCAAGAGGAACCACCGUCAAAAGUGGUCCACUUGAAGGAAACCGAUAAAGUUGUGCACCCAACCGGAGCUUCGGACAAGUUGGUGCACCUGAGAGCAGAAGAAUCAAAUCAAAUCUUACACCUUAAAUCGUCAAGCAAAAUGCACACCUCGGCGAAGAUUCUGCACUUGAAGCGGCAUGAGGAAGUCCAGGAAACUGCUCCCCAGAAAAAUGUCGAAAAGCCUUCGGCACAGAUUACGCAUUUGAAAAACCAGAUGGAGGUUAAGAAUACAUGCAAGCUACUCCAUGAAGCUGUUCCCCAGAAGAAUCUGAAAAGAAAGAGGACGACUUACCAGCAGAGUUCACAGCCUGCAGCAAAAAAACGUGUCAGGGCGCCGUUGAAUCGCCACGAAGCAGUCAAGACACCGCUCUCCAAGAAGCAUCUAAGCUCAUCCUCUACAUCCUCCCAAUCGAAACUGCCACCCAAAUACCCAGAGCACUUUGACAAGCAGCUAAAGAAUACCAGUUAUGUCCCGUUGCAAGUUAAUUCGGCACCGUCGCGGGUUCCCCUCCAGGAAUUGUGCCCUACUCCUGAACCCACUCCCAUUGCAGCCUCACAAGGCGAAACUUGGAACAAGUCUUCGCCAACUGUGGACUCCGAGAGCUCCUUGCCAAUCUCCCUGAGUGAUUCCAUUUGCGAGAUCUUCGGUUCCAAGGAUGUCAACGACAUACUGAAUAUUAAGUCACCGCGGCGGUACAUACUGAUUGAGGAGCACCUGCCGGCGGUGGCCACCAUGUUGAAUGUGGACGUGAAUCGCCUGCGUAAUGUUCUGGAAAUUACGCAGCGUUUGAGCCACGAACAGAUCCUGGGAUUUCCCAUAAAGACGGAGCCAUCAUCAUCACUCGACGUUUUGGAUUCAAAUUAGCUGAUAUCCAUAUAAGCUGGGAGCCUAGUUCUUAG
Drosophila kikkawai is the source of this 1257-nucleotide messenger RNA. RefSeq names its product meiotic P22 (gene mei-P22). The record is from RefSeq and is a predicted model, not a curated record. NCBI's taxonomy places the organism in Eukaryota, Metazoa, Arthropoda, Insecta, Diptera, Drosophilidae.